AUGGCAUGGGGAAAGCAUCGAGGAUGUUGUGAAGAAAACCGGCUCCGUGCUCACCCCUUCAACACCACCGUACUUCCUGCUUUAACCUAUGCUUCGGAAACCUGUGCAUUUCGCAAGCAGGAAGAAAAGAGAGCCGAGCUGUACGUGCAGUCUUGCUUGCGAUCUAAAAAUGAGCAGACUGAUAAUAUGCUGAUUCAAUUUUUCCAGUACAAUCAUACCUGUGAUGAGGACUACGUUAUCAAGACAGGAAAGGACAAUACGGACAACCUAGCGUUGAUUCAAAAAUGGGCAAACAUGACAAAUUUGUACUGGUGGGGAGACCCCUACUCGAGCGAUAUCACCAACAGCGGCGAUGGGACAUUCCAAAAACCUGGAUUGAAGAAGACUGACAAGCUGAAACAGUUCCAGUCAUUCGCGUGCAGGAAAAAAUCGAAGCUUGGGCUCAACGAGAAAAUAGGAACAGAUCCUCCCUUUAACUUUAAUUUCGAGCGAGCAACAUCGAUAAGAAAUCUGUCUGCUGUUUACUAUGUUACUGAACAAUGCGCAGCAAACAAUAAUGAUGCAAUGAGAUUUAAAAUGGAUGGAGAUUCAUACGACACCACAAUGGAACUGAACAAAGGUUAUAGAUACGAAAACAAAGAAAUGGUGGACUACUUUCCAACGUGGCCAUGCGGAGCAAACCACACUUACAAUCCUCAUGCUGAAGGCUGUUUAGGAAUUGACUGCUCUCUCUCGCAGUUUUGGUGCAACAGUUGUUGCAACGGAACACAUUACAACAAUACUGUAUUCCUUCCUCCGGGAAUAAUACCGCUUCGAUGCCUACCAGGUCAAAACGUCCUAGCUCCAUUUGCUGGAUUCCUUUCACCUCCACACUUUUUGUGGUCACCUCAAGAAGUGCGCGACAAUAUGAUAGGACUCAAGCCAAACGUUUCUGCACACGAACCUGCUCUCUUCGACAUUCAGCCGUUAACUGGUUCCACUGUAAAUGGUCGCUUCCGGAUGCAGUUCAGUAUUCCGAUUUAUAACGAUGGAUCCUUAACAGAAUCAAAGCAACUCUACAACUCGUUUCUACCUGCGUUUUGGGUAACAAUCGAUGUGAAGAUGUUGGACUACGCACACAACUAUAUUUAUUUCAACACAAAAGAAUUACCGAACAUAAUACUUGGAGUUGGUAUCGGUCUCGUCGUUGUUCCGGUACUAACAGGACUAAUAUGGAUUUUCUUCUGCAUGCGAAAGAGACGAACUACUAUCGCAUUUUCUUUAUCUAAAGCAGCUACCGAGGAAUCAUGGACGCACCAAUAA
Messenger RNA from Necator americanus (New World hookworm), 1302 nucleotides. RefSeq lists its product as uncharacterized. The transcript has 11 exons. Gene Ontology annotation, molecular function: scavenger receptor activity. Lineage: Eukaryota; Metazoa; Nematoda; Chromadorea; Rhabditida; Ancylostomatidae. The record is from RefSeq and is a predicted model, not a curated record. Gene Ontology annotation, cellular component: cytoplasm; membrane. The coding region runs from base 1 to 1302 and encodes 433 amino acids.